Molecule: messenger RNA, 1757 nt
Organism: Sphaeroforma arctica JP610
Lineage: Eukaryota; Ichthyosporea; Ichthyophonida
Exons: 11
Coding region: 34-1578 (514 amino acids)
Biological process (GO): mRNA splicing, via spliceosome
Cellular component (GO): U4/U6 x U5 tri-snRNP complex; U2-type catalytic step 2 spliceosome; cytosol
Molecular function (GO): U5 snRNA binding; translation elongation factor activity; GTP binding
Source: RefSeq, a predicted model, not a curated record
ACGGUGUAGGUCCCUCGCAUAUACACAGGGGACAUGGACUCUGAUGUAGCCCAGGCCAUGCUGAACUGCGACCCCGACGGACCACUGAUGAUCUGUGUAGCCAAGUUAUAUCCCUCGAUUGACGCUAAGUCGUUCUUUGCCUUUGGACGGGUGAUGAGUGGGUCGGUGGAGAAAGGGCAGACAGUGAAGGUGUUGGGUGAGAACUACACCUUAGACGAUGACGAGGACAUGAAGAUGGAGCUGUGCGAGCACCUGUACAUCAACGAGUCAAGAUACAAGUUAGAAGUGACUCGCAUGCAGGCGGGUAACUGGGUACUGCUAGGUGGGGUGGAUAGCUCAAUCAUCAAAGCAGCCACCAUCACAGACGAAGUGACUGAGGACGCGUGCAUCUUCCGACCCGCACAGUUCAACAGCAGCGCCGUGCUCAAAGUGUCGGUGGAACCAGUCAACCCCACGGAACUACCUAAAAUGUUGGAGAGUCUGCGAAGUGUGAACAAGACAUAUCCCAUGCUGGAGACCAGGGCUGAGGAAUCCGGAGAGCACAUCAUCUACGGCACCGGCGAGCUCUACGUGGACUGUGUCAUGCACGACCUACGCAAUGUGUUUGCGGAUAUGCUGAUCAAGGUAUCGGACCCUGUGGCAGCCUUCCGGGAGACUGUGGUGGAGACUUCGUCUAUCAAGUGCUUUGCGGAAACACCCAACCAGAAGAACAAGCUCACCAUGAUCUCCGAACCACUGGAGAAGGGUAUCGCAGAAGACAUUGAAGCCGAGGCGGUGAAGAUUGACAUGACCAAGAAGCAAAUAGGCGAUUUCUUCCAAAAGAAGUAUGACUGGGAUCUGCUGGCGGCACGGUCUGUAUGGGCGUUUGGGCCGGAUGUGGGGGGACCCAAUGUGCUGGUAGACGAUACCCUGCCGUCAGAAGUGGACAAGAAGAAGCUCAACAGCGUCAAGCACUCCAUUGUCCAGGGCUUCCAGUGGGCUACGAGAGAAGGACCUCUGUGUGAUGAACCUAUCCGCAAUGUGAAGUUUAAGAUCCUGGAUGCCACUAUUGCCGACCAACCCAUUCACCGGGGAGGUGGUCAGAUCAUCCCCACCGCGCGAAGAGUGGCCUACUCCGCCUUCCUCAUGGCCACCCCGCGGUUAAUGGAGCCCUACUAUUAUGUGGAGGUCAUCGCACCGGCUGAUUGUGUGUCUGCCGUCUACACCGUGCUGGCGAGGCGAAGAGGGCACGUUGUGCAGGAUGCCCCUAAACCAGGGUCACCCCUGUACAUGAUAAACGCCUACAUCCCAUGCAUGGAUUCGUUCGGCUUCGAAACCGAUCUGCGAACAUACACUCAGGGACAGGCCUUCUGUCUAUCCGUAUUCGACCACUGGCAGCUGGUGCCUGGAGAUCCCCUUGAUAAGAGUAUACUAAUCCGCCCGUUGGAGCCGCAGCCUGCGUCGGCCUUGGCGAGAGACUUCAUGGUUAAAACGAGACGCAGAAAGGGUCUCAGCGAGGAUGUCAGUAUCAACAAGUUCUUCGACGACCCGAUGUUGUUGGAGUUGGCGAGACAAGAUGUCAUGUUAAAUUACCAAUAAACCCUCUAAGUCAUGUGAUCAAUAUUGCUUGUACACCCUGUAUAUAUCGCUGUGACAUGUUUUAUUUGUAGGUUAAAAUGUCUGUGUUUGUACAGACUUAUACAAAAUGGUUGCCUGCAUUAGCGUAUGACCACGAGACGACCGUAGAAAAGUAACGCACACCCCACUCAGACCAUGAC